Drosophila serrata is the source of this 1426-nucleotide messenger RNA. It is a transcript of the gene HSPBAP1, whose product is annotated as HSPB1 associated protein 1. Lineage: Eukaryota; Metazoa; Arthropoda; Insecta; Diptera; Drosophilidae. The record is from RefSeq and is a predicted model, not a curated record.
UUUUAAAAAUUUAUAAAAUUUUAAACCUUUAAUUUUAAAACUAUAACAAAAAACUUAUAAAAUAAAAAAAAAUUGACAUGGCGCCAAAUUCAAAAUUGCGGGAUCUCAUCCUCAACACCCGCGUGCCGCUGGUCCUCGACCAUUUUCCGCUGGAAUGGGAAUGCUUCGACGGCUCCUUGCACGACUGGUGCGAGCACUUCGACCAGGAAACCUCCAAUCCUCCAGCCUUUGAACUGAUGGCUCUGGCGGACACCAGGACGCCGCAGUGGGAGCGGAAGCGCAGGAGCAGCCCGCUCCGCAUGCUGCAGUUCCUCCGCGAGUACGGAGUUCUGGAGGAGGAACAGACGCACUGGGCGGCUUACCAGUACAAGCGGGCCCACGAGAUUCCCCCCAAUUGCGUAAAGGGCAUCGACUUCUCCUGCUUCGGCUUCCCAGAGCACGGCAACGACUUCUCCCUGUGGCUGGGAUCGGAACAGGCCAACACUCCUUGCCACUACGACACCUUCGGCGUGAAUAUAGUUGUGCAAGUGCAUGGCUGCAAGUCUUGGCUGCUCUUCCCGCCCGAGACGCCACUGCAGAGCACGCGGGUUCCCUACGAGGAGUCCAGUGUCUACUGUUUGGAGAACUUCUACGCCCCCGAUCCAGAUAAGAUGCAGGAACUCGAGGCUCUGAGCCCGCAGGCCUACCACUGCAACUUGCAGGCGGGCGAUGUGCUCAUCGUUCCGCGCCACUGGUGGCACUACGUGGAGGCAAGGUCUACAUCGUUGAGCGUCAACUAUUGGGUGCCGCUUAAGGACGACAUGGACUUGGCGCUCGACGAGUUUCUGGUCAAGCACAUCGUGGAGAGCUUCGUGAAGGGCGAGAGCGAUCAGAUGAAGCAGUACCUGCUGAAUCCAAAUCAAUUGGAGGAGAUCUCUGCCACGCCCAGCGAGCUCUAUGCCCAGUUCGAGCGGGCUGUGCACAAUUUGGAGAGCGGACAGAGCAACCGAAAACUCUGGGAAACUGAAUACCUCAGCCAGGCUAACUUUCGACGCCUGCUCUCCACUAUCAACCACACUGUGCGUCCUCUCGAUGUUAUGCCUUCUGAAGAGUUCAAACUGCUGCUGAAGGGCAAUGCUAAAAGGCAUCGCGCGGAUGCUGCGCCGUCCGAGCCCAGUCCGAUGAGCUCCACGUGGGAGCACCUGGUCAGCAGCAUGUGUGCUCCCAGAGUGAUUGCCGGAAUGAAGCGAGAGUUCUACCGCAGACUGCGCCAGGAUGAAAGUUCGUAGGACAACACACGAGAAAGUCUAGGAAAGAACGUUUACUGUGAUACAGGAUAAUAUUGUUGAAUAUGUGAGAUUAAAAUCCAUUAAGCCGUCAACAUGUAUGAUACAAUUUGCAAACAGAACCAAGAACAAGGAGCAUUAAAUGCCGAAUACAAUCUUGA